AUGGAUGCAGAAGUGGCUGCCAAUAGGACGCAAGUUGUGGCUGACAUACAUCCCUGCUAUGUCAUAGAGAACUUGAAUUAUGUGUUGACAAGAACGCCUUCUGUUAUAUGUGUAUUAUUAUAUAUCUUCCUUGUUUUACUGUCAGUCAUUACGAUAUGUGGAAACCUCCUUGUGAUAAUCUCCAUCAUUUACUUCAAACAGCUGCACACGACUACAAACUCCCUCAUCCUCUCUCUGGCUGUGGCCGACCUGCUUGUCGGGAUUGUUGUCUUUCCUUUCAGCAUGGCCUUCUCCCUCAGCUCGUGUCUGUACCAUGAAGACUUAUUUUGCAAAGUGCGGGGCAGUUGUGAUAUAACCCUGAGCACAUGCUCCAUUCUGAACUUGUGCUGCAUUUCUAUCGACAGAUUCUACGCAGUGUGUCGGCCUCUGACCUACAGAACUAAAAUAAACCAUCACAGUGUUGCGGUCAUGAUCCUGCUGAGCUGGGGUGUUUCUGUGCUGAUUGGGAUUGGCGUGAUGACUGCCGGGUUAAACAGUGAAGAAUGUGAGGACAGAUGUUUAAUCGAUCUCGUUACAACAAACACUAUUGGGGCUAUUUUGUCAUUUUACCUCCCAGUGAUUGUAAUGCUCUGCAUCUACCUGAAGAUUUUCAUAGUUGCACAGAGACAGGCUCGCAGCAUCCACAACACAAUCAGCCAGAGCACAAAGUCUGGAGCAACAGUCAGUAAGAUGGAGAGAAAGGCCACAAAGACUCUGGCUAUAGUCUUGGGAGUUUUUCUUCUGUGCUGGUUGCCUUUCUUUCUUUGGAUCACGGUUCAGCCUGUUGCAAACAAUGCAGUCCCUGUCCCUGUGAUUGAGACACUUAACUGGCUCACACUGUCAAAUUCAAUGCUGAAUCCAUUCAUAUAUGCUUUCUUUUACAGCUGGUUCAGAUCAGCUAUCAGAAUGAUCAUCACUGGGAAAAUAUUUCAAGGUGAUUUUGCCAACUCUAAAUUGUUUUGACCUGUUUUAACCACAAUGACACUUGCUCCCUGGCUAAAUAGAGGGUACUUUAUCAUGUUUUGUAACAAAAUGUGAUGGAGAAACAUAACCCCAUCAACAUAACCCUGACACAAUGAAUAUGAUUGAA
Messenger RNA from Solea solea (common sole), 1129 nucleotides. RefSeq names its product trace amine-associated receptor 1-like. Gene Ontology annotation, cellular component: membrane. The record is from RefSeq and is a predicted model, not a curated record. The transcript has a single exon. Gene Ontology annotation, molecular function: trace-amine receptor activity. Gene Ontology annotation, biological process: G protein-coupled receptor signaling pathway. Lineage: Eukaryota; Metazoa; Chordata; Actinopteri; Pleuronectiformes; Soleidae. Bases 1 to 1002 code for a protein of 333 amino acids.